This is a messenger RNA of Mandrillus leucophaeus (drill), 4826 nucleotides long. Its product is annotated as leucine-rich repeat-containing protein 37A3-like. Gene Ontology annotation, molecular function: protein binding. NCBI's taxonomy places the organism in Eukaryota, Metazoa, Chordata, Mammalia, Primates, Cercopithecidae. The record is from RefSeq and is a predicted model, not a curated record. The transcript is spliced from 16 exons.
UGGACCCAAGCCUAAUAAAGGUGGCAUAAAUAAAGGUGUCAUAAAGACAGGGCGGGGCGCAUGCUUAUAAGGGGCACGAGCAUCUUAGGGUUGCCAGAAUGACUCCCGCUCAGUGCGUAGCACUCGCGUGUGUCAUGUCCCAGCUGCGUUUCUGGGGCCCAUGGCCCCUCCUCACGUGGCAACUAUUGUGUCUACUAGUCAAGGAGACUCAGCCUCUGGAGUGGGUCAAGGACCCACUCCAGCUGACCUCUAACCCCCUGGGGCCGCCUGAGCCCCGGUCUUCCCGCUCCUCCCAUCUGUCAUGGGAAUCUCCCCAUGCGCCCACUCCCCCGGCAGACCUGGGGGACUUUGAUUACCUGGGGCCCUCUGCUUCCUCGCAGAUGUCAGCCCCACCCCGGGAAUCGACUGAAAAUUUGGUUCCAUUCCUGGACACAGAUUCAUAUCCCGGCAGCCUGCCUCCAGAACUCCGGGUGAACUCAGAUGAGCCUCCAGGGCCCCCUGAGCGAGUUGGACUUUCUCAAUUCCAUCUAGAGCCGGAAACUCAAAAUCCAGAGACCCUUGAACACACCCAAUCCUCUUUACUCCAGCAAGAAGCCCCAGGGCAGUUUCCACAGCUCCCUGAGGAGGAAGAACCUUCUUCCACCCAGCAGGAGGCCCUAGCUCUGCCUCCAGCAUCCUCUAUGGAAAGUCUAACUCUACCAAAUCGUGAGGUGACAGUUCAGCCUCCAGGUGAGGAUCAAGCUCAUUAUAACUUGCCUAGCAUUACAGUUAAACCUGCAGAUGUGGAGGUUCCUGUGACUCCAGAGGCUGAAAACGAGACAGAAUCUUCCGAAGUCCUGCAGGAGUCCCCAGGUCAGCCUCCAGAGGAGGUGGAACCUUUUGCAACCCAACAGGAGCCCCCAACUGAGCCUCCAGGUCCUCCUAUGGAGCUUGAACUUUCCCCUAGUGAGCAGGAGCAGCCAGCUCAGCCUUCUGAGUCUUCUGGGGAGGUUGAAUCUUCUCCAGCCCAGCAGGAGGCCCCAGCUCAGCCCUCAGAACAUCAUGAAGUCACAGUUUCACCUCCUGGUCACCAUCAAACUCAGCAUUCAGAUUUUCCCAAUGUCUCUGUUAAGCCUCCAGAUGUGCAGCUCACCAUAGCAACAGAGCCUAGUGCAGAGGUGGGAACUUCUCCAGUCCUCCAGGAGGCUACAGCUCAGCUCUCAGGGCCAGGUAAUGAUGUAGAACCUCCCACCAUCCAGCACGGGGGCCCACCUCUGCCUCCAGAGUCACUGGAAGAGGCUGGACCUUCAGCAAUUCAACAGACUUCAGUUCAAUCUCCGGAACCUGUUAAUAAUGAGAACCCCUCUCCAACCCAGCAGGAGGCUGCAGCUGAGCAUCCAGAGACCGCUGAGGAGGGUGAGUCUUCUCUAACCCAGCAGGAGGCCCCAGCUCAGACUCCAGAGCUCCCUAAUGUAGUUGUAGCUCAACCUCCAGAGCAUCAUGAGCAUUCACACCUGACUCAAGCCACAGUUCAACCUUUGGACCUAGGGUUUACCAUCACUCCAGAAUCNNNGACAGAGGUUGAACUUUCUCCAACCGUGCAGGAGACCCCAACUCAGCCUCCUAAGAAAGUUGUACCCCAACUUCUAGUAUAUCAAGAGGUAACAAUUCCAACACCAGGUCAGGAUGAAGCUCAGCAUCCAAUGUCAUCCAGCGUCACAGUUCAACCUUUGGACCUGAGACUUACCAUCACUCCAGAACCCACUACGGAGGUUGGACAUUCUACAGCCCUGAAGAAGACUCUAGUUCCUCCAAAGCACCCUAAGGUGACACUUCCACAUCCAGACCAGGUUCAGACUCAGCAUUCACACCUGACUCAAGCCACAGUUCAACCUUUGGACCUGGGGCUUACCAGCACUCCAGAGCCCAGUACGGAGGUUGAACCUUCUACAGCCCUGACAACUACAGCUCCUCCUCCAGAACACCCUGAGGUGACACUUCCACCUUCAGACAAGGGUCAGGCUCAGCAUUCACACCUGACUCAAGUCACAGUUCAACCUCUGGCCCUGGAGCUUACUAUAACUACAGAACCUACUACAGAGGUUAAACCAUCUCCAACCACAGAGGAGACCUCAACUCAGCCUCCAGACCCGGGGCUUGCUGUAACUCCCGAGCCCACUACAGAGACUGGACAUUCUACAGCCCUGGAGACGACUACAGCUGCUCGUCCAGACCAGGUUCAGACUCUGCAUCGAAAACUGACUGAAGUCAGAGAUCCACAUACUGAACUAGAACCUACUCAGGACUCACUGGUGCAGCCUGAAAGUCACGCCCAAAAUAAGGCUUUAACUGUACCAGAGGAACAGAAGGCCUCCACAAGCACCAACAUAUGUGAACUCUGUACCUGCGGAGAUAAGACGCUGUCGUGUAUUGAUCUCAGCCCAAAGCAGAGGCUCCGCCAAGUGCCUGUGCCAGAGCCCAACACCUACAAUGGCACCUUCACCAUCUUAAAUUUCCAAGGAAACUAUAUUUCGUACAUUGAUGGAAAUGUAUGGAAAGCAUACAGUUGGACCGAGAAACUAAUUCUCAAUGAAAAUUAUUUGACUGAAUUACAUAAAGAUUCAUUUGAAGGCCUGCUAUCCCUCCAGUAUUUGGAUUUAUCCUGCAAUAAAAUACACUCUAUUGAAAGACGUACAUUUGAACCACUACCAUUUUUGCAGUUUAUAAAUCUUGGUUGCAAUUUACUCACAGAACUGAGCUUUGGAACAUUUCAGGCCUGGCACGGAAUGCAGUUUUUACACAAGUUAAUUCUCAAUCGCAAUCCUCUGACAGCUGUUGAAGAUCCAUAUCUCUUUGAACUGCCGGCAUUAAAAUAUUUAGACAUGGGAACAACGCAAGUUCCACUUGCAACACUUAAGAACAUUCUCACGAUGACUGUUGAAUUGGAAAAACUGAUCUUACCUAGCCAUAUGGCCUGCUGCCUCUGCCAAUUUAAAAACAGCAUUGAGGCUGUCUGCAAGACAGUCAAGCUGCAUUGCAACAGUGCAUGUCUGACAAACACCAUACAUUGUCCUGAAGAAGCAUCUGUAGGGAAUCCAGAAGGAGCGUUCAUGAAGGUGUUACAGGCCCGGAAGAAGCACACGAGCACUGAGCUGACUAUUGAGCCGGAGGUGCCCUCAGACAGGAGUCGCAUCAACUUCUCCGGCUUUGGGAGUGAGCAGCUAGACACCAAUGACGAGAAUGAAGUUAUCAGUGCAUUAAGUUAUAUCUUGCCUUAUUUCUCAGCAGGAAAUCUAGAUGCGGAAUCAAUAUUGUUACCGUUCACUAAACUGCUUUUUGCAAAUGAAAACAGCCUGGCAAAGAUUCAAAGUGUAGGCAACAACCUGCAGAGAAUGAACAGAGUCCUCACGGGCCCAAGGAGCAUCCAGAAAAGGCACUUCAAAGAGGUGGGAAAGCAGAGCACCAGGAGGGAAGAGGGUGCGCAGGCAUUUGUGGAGAGCGCUGCCCAAGAAAAAAGGCUCGGGAGCCCAGUCUCAAGGGAGCUGGAACAGCCUCACACAGAGCAGGGACGUGAGAAGUUAGUGGGAAACACCGUCUACACCAAGCCUUCGUUCACCCAAGAGCUUAACGCAGCAGUCUCCUCUGUGCUGAAACCCUUCUCCAUGGGCGAGCCUUCUGCCUCCACCCCUGCAAAAGCCCUACCUGAGGUCAGAGACAGAUCGAAAGACUUAACCCACGCCGUUUUCAUUUUAGAAAAUGCAAAGGCUAGAGUUACAAAUAUGAAGGCUGCUAAACCAAUCGUACAUUCCAGAAAAAACUACCACUUUCAUAAAACUCGCUCCCGUGUGGCCCACACAACACCCAAGGUCAAAAAGAUUAGAAAGUUGAGAAAGGAAAGUUAUCUCGAUAGACUGAUGCUCGCAAACAGGCCGCUGUUGUCUGCAGCGAAGAGCCUCAUAAAUUCCCUUUCACAAGGGACUUUUUCAUCUUUAGGAGACUGGAGUCCUCAGGAAAAUCCUUUUCCUAAACUAUUUGAUCCUUCAGAACGUGUUAUAGAGAACACUAAUGUAAAGAACACAACUGCAAGAAAUGCCUUCGAAGCAAUCAUUUUUAUGGAAAACCCUACUAUGCCGGAAGACACCAUCUCUGAAAACACAACCUACAAUCCUCCUCCUGAGGCAGAUUCCGCUGGGACUGCGUUCAACUUAGGGCCAACUGUUAAACGAACCAAUCAGACACAAUGGGAAUACAACAAUGUGGGCACUGACCUGUCCCCCUAGCCCAAAAGCUUCAAUUACCCGUUGCUUUCAUCCCCAGGUGAUCAGUUUGAAAUUCAGCUAACCGAGCAGCUACGGUCCCUCAUCCCCAGCGAGGAUGUGAGAAGGUUUAUUUCUCAUGUUAUCCGGACCUUAAAGAUGGACUGCUCUGAAACCCGUGUGCAACUGACCUGUGCCAAGCUCAUCUCCAGGACAGGCCUCCUGAUGAAGCUUCUCAGUGAGCAGCAGGAAGUAAAGGCGUCCAAGGCAGAAUGGGAUACGGACCAAUGGAAAACUGAGAACUACAUCAAUGAGAGCACGGAAGCCCAGAGUGAACAGAAAGAGCAGAAGUUGAGUGAGCUCACAAAAGAAGUUCCAGGAUAUGGCUAUAACAACAAACUCAUCUUGGCAAUAUGUGUGACUGUAACACUGAUUAUUUUGAUUACAAUUUUCUGCCUCAUUGAGAUUCAUUCCCACAAAAGGGCAUCAGAGGAGAAUAAAGAAGACUCAUCAGUGUCAGGCCCCUGAGCCCAAGUUAAGGCAUCCAGAUGGCCUGGAGCCAUGUUUUUUAAAUUUUAUUAUUAAGUAUUG